Molecule: messenger RNA, 2838 nt
Organism: Punctularia strigosozonata HHB-11173 SS5
Lineage: Eukaryota; Fungi; Basidiomycota; Agaricomycetes; Corticiales; Punctulariaceae
Exons: 4
Coding region: 1-2838 (945 amino acids)
Molecular function (GO): nucleic acid binding
Source: RefSeq, a predicted model, not a curated record
AUGGCACAUCAGCCCUCCCUUGGACCAGCGGCAGCGCUGAUCGCUCGUGUCGACUAUCUCGCUAGGCUUCUUCGGCACUUACCCCACUCUCUCCCUCUGAAUCCGAGUCCCUCCAAUUACAGUUUCUACAUAGAUCAUGAACUCGUCAAUGAUGCUGACUAUGGUCUCUGGUACGCAUUCAAUCGGAACCUCGAGACGCAGUUCCGUACCCACACACUCCCACCCGGUGGUUCUGUUACUUUCCUUGAACGCGGGAGCUGCUACGACUCACUUAUCAAGAUGUUCAAGAUUGUACUGCGCGAGCUCCCAUCGGAGAGGAAGUUCAUUCAAGAUGUGUGGCUGGAGCGGCUGAUCCGAGACGCAAAAGCUGCCGGGGCUACCAUUCCGAGCAAAAAGUGUGUUAUUUCGUUCUCUUGCCCUGUUUACAUCGCUAAUGCAACCAAAAGACGUCAGCGGGAAGCCGACACGGCGGAUCUGCAAUCAAGCUGCCCUGUCCCUGCUGCGAAGAUUUCCCGCACGAUCUCUACUAUAGCUUCCAGCUCAGACUCCAUGCCCGUGCAAUCUACAGUUCUGCUACCUCAGCGUGCCUGUUCUCCCCACGGAGCUCCAAGUGAUGCUUCGCCACCACCUCAAACAAGGUUCUCUUCAAAACAGUCAUCGCUCCUUGACUUUGGUGUGGGAAGAAAGCUGACGACGUCGGCUGAGAUAGCUGAGAAAAAGCGUCGAGAGGCAGAGCUUGAUGCCAGCAUGUCUCAAGCUGCAGUGCAAUUCAAGGCAGAGGUGACUGCGAUAUCUCUGAAGAAGCGACGUGUUCAGACAGCUGCUCGUGUUGCUGCGUUCCGCGAGCGGAAGAAGAUGAAGACUGGUUCCAAUGAGCUGGAAAUUGAGGAGUGCGAACAAGAUCUCGAAAACGCACCAUCCGCCACAUCACCAUCUCCUUUACUCGCAACUCAGAAGCAGCCUGUUGUUUCAAAUUCGGUUCAGGCUGUUUUAACAGAUGUGGCAGAGCUGUCUAGGCCGGGUUCAUCGUGGAAGUCCCAUCGCACUGGUGUCCGGAAGGGCACUGUUCAAGCACGUCACACGCGAACCAAUUGGUAUCAUCCCUUUCUCUGGGCUGACAUUGAUCGGGUUGCACAUGAAGUCGACUUUUCUGCCACUCGAAUUGCACGCUCUCUCCAGAAAUCGAAGCCACAGAUCUUUGGGAGGCUACGAAAAAGUACUGUGCAGAAGUGGCUCUCUGACGACAGAAAGUCAUGGUCACCCGCAACGUUGGAGAAUGUUGCACGUCGUCAUGCUCUCGCAGGAACCGGACGUGUUGGAAUCCUGACGUCUUAUCCAGACAUCGUCAAAAAAGCCACUCAGGCACUUGAGGAGACACGCGAGACAGGCAUUCAGGUCAACCGUAUGAUUGCCCGCUCGCUCCUCAUUGCUGAGAUACAAAUCUUGGCACCCGAUCUGCUGCAGUCCUUCAAGGUCUCGGAGUCAUACAUAUCUGCAUUCUUGUCUAGCCAGCUGAACUGGUCGAAACGGAAGAUAACUCAAGCGGCUGCCAAAGUUCCCUCUGAUGCACCUGAUCUAUGUGGCCAGACACUGUAUCGCAUCGUUCACGCUAUGUUCUGGGAGCAAAUUCCCGUCGAGCUUGUCAUUGGGAUGGAUCAGAUCGGUGUUCUUACUAUGCCCACUUCUGACACAACCUACGCUGAGAAGGGAUCACGUCAAGUUAUUGGGACCGCGAAGAAUGAGAAGCGUGCCUACACCUUGCUCGUAGCGAGCACUCCGACAGGUCAUCUGCUACCGUUCCAGCAGGUGUGGGCUGGGAAAGGCAGGAGGUCACUGCCGGUAGAGACACCGGAGAAUGCAACUGAUUUCCAGAAGGCACGCGAAUACGGAUUUCACAUUACAGUGGCUGCAAGCGAGAAGAACCCUACAAGUCACUAUAGCACCUUGAAAACUAUGAAAGAGUGGGUCAAGGAGAUUCUUGCACCCUACAUCCAGAAUGUUAUCGAAGUACAGCAACUUCCGGCUCAUCAAAAAGCUAUCUUAUUCAUCGACUGUUAUCCUGUCCAUACAUCCGAAGAGUUUCGACAGUUCUUAGCAACAGAAUUCCCAAACAUUGUUCUCAUUUAUGUUCCUGCGAACUGUACCGGUGUCAUGCAGCCCGCUGACUUAGGUCAAAAUCGUCCAAUCAAGCAUUUCCUCCGCCAGGAUUACCUGUCGUACAUGGUUCGCGAGCAUCGUGCUCAGAUCAAAGAAGGACGGAAGGCCGGCGAUGUCAAGUUCAUGACCUCAAUGCCUGCACUUCGUACCAUCGCUGUUGGGGCUACCGUUCGGGCUUAUGAGUUCAUGCAAGGCCCCUCCGGGCGCGAUAUCAUUCGACGGUCUUGGGAGAAAGCCGAAGCAUAUGGGCUCAAUCUGGGCGCAGAAACCUUGAAGAGCCGAAAGGCUAUCGACCAAUGUCGGGAGUUCCUGCGCGCACACCCAGAACUAAGGCAGGAGAUCGAGGAGAAGACAGGAAAUAUCUUCGCGACAGAAGAGGGCAUCAUUGAAGAUGAGCACGACAUCCCUGACCAAGAUGAUACAGACGUACCGCUUUCCGCCAUUGUUCGACAAGAGCUGGGGAUCGAAAUAGCAAACCCAUCCAUUCCGGAUGUGUUUUGCGUGCAGGAUUCAGAGCACUCAGUGACUGUGGAUGAACACGGGCUGUUGCAUGCAAAGGGUCAGGAGGAGGACAUUUGGUCGUACCGUGAUGAUGGGAAGACAUGGGAGGAAGCAAUGGAGAUGGCAGAAGACUCCGAUGAGGCGAACGGGAAUGAAGUUGAGGUUGAAGCUGAUGUAUAG